Messenger RNA from Camelina sativa (false flax), 1546 nucleotides. The record is from RefSeq and is a predicted model, not a curated record. Lineage: Eukaryota; Viridiplantae; Streptophyta; Magnoliopsida; Brassicales; Brassicaceae.
CUUUUGGCAUGUGGGUAGUAAUUUUAUAGAUUGGCCAUGUUAAACUAUUUUUUUCCUUCAGAGCUUCACAUUAUAUUACAGGCUAAAAAUGGCAGGAGAGGUAGUUUUAGUGUCGUCGAGCAUUGUUCGACCCGUAAACAGCAACCAAACCGGUCGAACUAAGAUCCAUCUUACUCCUUUUGACUUCAGUCUUCUUCAAUUCAGUAGUCCUCAAAGAGGUCUUCUCUUUCCAAAACCCGAUCCCAGUUUCAAUCUCAUCUCUCAGCUAAAGGCCUCUCUCUCUCUUGCCUUAGAUAUAUACUUCCCUUUCGCGGGUCGUCUCGUGAAGACGGAGAAUCUUGAAGACAAUACGGUGUCGUUAUUUGUAGACUGUGAUGACUCUGGCGCUAGAUUUCUCCACGCCGAAGCUAAAUCUGUCUCGGUGAGUGAUAUUCUUCAACCUGAUGGUUCUGUGCCUUGUGUCCUAGAUGAUUUCUUUCCCCGCAACGGUUUAAAAAACUGUGACGGCGCACCCGAGCCCGUGCUUGUUGUACAAGUCACCGAGAUGAAGGAUGGAGUGUUCAUCGGUUACAGUUACAACCACUUGGUUGGAGAUGGGGUUUCAAUGUGGGAUUUUUUUCAUACUUGGUCCAAGAUUUGCUCGAGUGGUGGUUCCGAAUUCAAACGUAAGCCUCUUGUUCUCAAAGGAUGGUUUCUCGAGGGGAUCGGUUACCCGAUCCAUAUUCCGGUUUCAAUGACGGAGAGGCCGCCACCACCAAGCCGUGAAUCUUCUUUGGUGCACAGUACGAAACAUUGGAUGCUUCACUUCACAAAGAAGAAUAUCUCAGAUCUCAAAGCUAAAGCUAACAGCGAGGUCUCCAGUGACCUGGUAAUUUCAUCUCUUCAAGCGGUUUCAGCACAUAUGUGGCGAUCAAUCAUCAGACACAGUGGUUUGAGCCAAGAACGAGAGACACAAUUAGAACUAGUGGUUGACUUAAGGCAGAGGAUAAAUCCUUCGCUUGAGAAAGAUUGCUUUGGGAAUAUGGUCUAUCUUGCAACAGCCGUAACCACCGUGGAAGAGCUGUUGGAUCGUGGCUUGGGUUGGGCUGCUCUGGAAAUAAGAAAAUUAGUGAGCUCGCAAAUGAAUGAAAACUGUAAAAGUUUUGCAGAUGACUGGGUUAGAAAUGUUAAAAACCUAAAAUUAGGCACUGACAGUAAAGUAGACGGUGAUACUAUAGUUAUCGCAAGCUCUCCCCGGUUCGAAAUGUACAACAAAGAUUUUGGUUGGGGAAAACCUAUUGCAGCUCGAUCUGGACCGUCGAGUAGUUUCAAUGGAAAGCUUACACUUUUUCCAGGAAUCAAUGAAGGAAGUAUUGAUGUUCAGGCUACCUUACGAUCGGAUGUACUAGUGAACCUACUAGCUGAUAUGGAAUUUUUAGAGCAUGUUCGAUUGAUUUAGGGACAUGUAUACUCUUUGGCUUCCACAUUUACCUCUUUUGUUGUAUAACGUAUGGUUCUGGCUAAGGUUAUGGUCUUGAUCAUUGCUAUUUGAAAUGCAUUUUAUUGA